Messenger RNA from Phoenix dactylifera (date palm), 1984 nucleotides. RefSeq lists its product as uncharacterized. Lineage: Eukaryota; Viridiplantae; Streptophyta; Magnoliopsida; Arecales; Arecaceae. The record is from RefSeq and is a predicted model, not a curated record. Gene Ontology annotation, biological process: male meiosis II.
CGUCGUCCACUUUUAAAUCUUGAUCUCUCUCCUAUUCCUCCAAGGAAACUUCCGAAGCUUUCUUCCUCUCUUCUCCGAUUCCUUCUCCCUUUCUCUUUAAUCCGAUCCUCCCUUUUCCUCCCAUGAGGAAGCUCUAGAGGAGGCACCUUGGCUCUCUUCAAACCGAUUCAAAUAGAGGGCAAAGGGGUUGGUUUCCUUGCUUAUGGGGUGCUUUCUUGCCUGCUUUGGGGGUGCCAAGGAUCGAAAGAGACGAAGACCAGGAAAUAAAACGCUAUCAGUAGAUCGGGUAUGCGAGAGUUACAAGCCUCUGCGACGGAGUCCUACUCCGAAGCAACUCACACCGAGUCCUCCAAAGAAACCUGUCUCAGAAGCAGUGUUAGAUUCAACUUCGGAGCUGAGAGAUAAUUAUGAACAGGGGAGCUUUAGCAGCAGCAAGAAGAAAGUAACAUUUGAUUUGAACGUAAGAACAUAUGCAGAGAUCUUAGUCGAUGAAGAUCCAGGGCAUUCAUCGGAGGAUAACAAAGAGGAUGAAGCGACAGGAGAAGGAAGGAAGACUGAGGAAGGUGAUGGUAAAUCUAUUCCAAAGUCGGGAGCUGCUUUCCCCUCAAAGCAUAGGUAUCAAAAUUGCGGAAGUAGCGAUGAUGAUGAUGAUGGUGAUGAUAUUGGCUACGGUGAUGAAGAAGAAGACUUCGAGGAGGAGGAGGAUUAUGAGGACUCUGAUUUAGAUGAGGAAGAUGGUGCUGUCAUCAUAGAGGGAAAUGAGGAAGAGUCUUAUGAUUCUUUUUUUUCGCUACCGAUGGAGAAAGAACAUCAGUGUAUUCAGGAAGUUAACAGUCCAAAACCCAAGAGCGUCUCUUCCCCUGAUAGACAGCCAUCCCUUUUGGCCAUAGGUACUGCACGCGACAGGAGCCAAUAUGUCCAUUCUGUGCUGAAUCCUGUAGAAAAUCUCACUCAGUGGAAGGAAGUUAAGGUGCGCGCAGCUCCAAUGAAGAAUCCGAAGAAGGAAAAUAUCAAUUCAGUCAUAGAGAACAAGAUGACUUUCACUCCUGAGUCUACAUUUAAGAUCGAGAAGUUCGAAAAGCUUGCUAGUUCAAAUCCAAGUCCUAAUUGCCCUGCCAAACAGGAUGUUGCAGUGGAUGCUAGCCUGUCUAACUGGCUGGUCUCGUCGGAUAAUUCAACCAAGGAAGACCCCCAGAAAAGCAAUUCUCAUUUCUCCAACUCAUCGGUCAGUCGAGAGGAUCGACCUAUUUUAGGUGCCUUAACUGUUGAAGAUCUGAAACAAUCAUCAGUGACAUCGUCGCCGAGAAGGUCCCCGAGCAGGAGUCCUGAUGAAAUCCCCAUUGUGGGUACUGUUGGUAGUUACUGGAGCUGUAUAAACCAGAGAAGUGAUUCAGGUUCUUCUUGUCAAUCUGGUUCGGAGAUCAAAGGGAUUCCAAAUACCACAAGCAAAUACAAGGAGGACAAGAGAGUGAACUGGCACGCUACUCCUUUUGAGGUAAGGCUGGAAAGAGCUCUCAACAAAGGUGCUGCAGCUUAAGCUCUUGCCCAAGUGGCUGUGCUCUUGGUGGAUUCUGAUAUGUGAGUUGAAUUGUUGUGUGAUUACCAGUUGAAUUGUUGUGUGAUUACCAAAGUUGUUUCCUUUUUCCUCAUCAUCAUGUGGCCUGAUACUUUCCACUUUUCGAAUUACACUGAGCAAAGUUGUCCCUAAAGCUUAUCUGGAUCAUCCUUUCAGUCCAAGUUCAGUGUGAAUCCAACUGUUCUACUGUAUCUUCUAUCACCAUCUGAUGGGUUAUGAUGUCGCUUUGUACUGUCAAUAAGGUGUUGUGUCUUCAUUCAUGUCUGUGUGAGAAGCAAACAAUAACUGAAAUCAAGCGCAGUGUUGAGAUAUGUACCAGUUGAUUUUAUUUUUUCCUAUUCAGAGACAAGAUUUGUAAUGAACUAUUCUUGAUAGAUGGUAUACAUAAAAGUAUGUAACAAGUGGAGC